AUGUUAAAGCUUAAAAAAACGUAUAAUUAAUUCCACCAUCUCCAUAAUAACCAAUUUAAUGUAAUGAAGAAAGAAAGACACUAAAAGGUUGUAGGUAGGCAAGAUAGAGAAUUAUAAAGAUUAUAAGAAAAAUAAAAAUACUUGAGGAUAAAAAAAAUAAAAGGAUAAGUUAAAUCCUGAGUUAGAUAAAACUUUAAAGAUAUGGAAAAUAAAGUAUAUUCAAAACCUUUAACUGUAGAUGCUAAAUAGCAUGGAUCAUCAACUUUGUAAAAAUACAAAGAAAUGGCUGAUAAAGCCAGCAUAAAGAAAGAUUUAAAAACGAAUAAAAAAUACAGAAGAAUAAGACCUUUAAAAUGA
Molecule: messenger RNA, 357 nt
Organism: Paramecium sonneborni
Lineage: Eukaryota; Ciliophora; Oligohymenophorea; Peniculida; Parameciidae
Source: the annotation of a GenBank genome assembly